AUGGCGAGGACCGUGACCGGUCGUGAACUAGCGGACAACCAAAAAACGGCGUUGUACCAUCGACUUCUUCAGCUCAAGAAGAACGGUCAUGUUGGUUCCGGGGACAUGAAGGAGAUCAUGCGCACGUUCAAUGUCUCGCAACAAACCAUAUCCCGCAUUUGGCUGGGGGGGUGCCAGACUGCUGCUGACACAGGAUGCGCCAGGGUUGCGUCAAGAAAGGCCGCUGUGGUGCGCCUCGCAACGGCUUCAUCCGAGAUACACAAGACGUCGCUGUGGAAUCUGUUCCAGGCAAACAUGCUUCACCCCCGCACGAGCCGGAUUGGACUGUGGCCCAUCGUCGAAACCAAGGAGGCAGCACGUCGGACCAAGAACUGUGACCGUGGCACGCCUGUCACUGUCCCCAUGACUGUGACGAAGCCGAUCUACCGUCGACUGCUUGUUGACAGGGUGAUUCCAGCGAUUCUAGCGAAGUGGCCAGGACGGCGUGGUGGGACAAUUUACCUGCAGCAAGGCAACGCGCGACCCCAUAUUGCUGUUGACGACGUAGAGGUGUUGGCUGCCGGUCGCAAGAUCGACUAG
Molecule: messenger RNA, 579 nt
Organism: Aphanomyces astaci
Lineage: Eukaryota; Oomycota; Saprolegniomycetes; Saprolegniales; Verrucalvaceae
Exons: 3
Coding region: 1-579 (192 amino acids)
Molecular function (GO): nucleic acid binding
Source: RefSeq, a predicted model, not a curated record